Molecule: messenger RNA, 758 nt
Organism: Hemibagrus wyckioides
Lineage: Eukaryota; Metazoa; Chordata; Actinopteri; Siluriformes; Bagridae
Gene: tac3a
Product: tachykinin precursor 3a
Exons: 7
Coding region: 219-593 (124 amino acids)
Biological process (GO): tachykinin receptor signaling pathway; positive regulation of blood pressure
Source: RefSeq, a predicted model, not a curated record
UUUGCGUGAUACAGAGGCUAUAUAACCUCAAAUCACAUCUACACAAACACGGCUGAUUGGACUUUGCUGAUGCAGCGAUCAUCUAUGCGGAAUUCUGCACUGACAGGAUAUCGAGGCACAGCUUUAUCCGUCAGCUCCUCUUCUAACGCAUCCAAGAGACUCGUCCGUGCGCAUCACCUGUGCCUCACACGUUAUAUCAGAUCAGGCUGUGUGUGAAAAUGUACCGAGGCUUGCUGUUGGUGUUCCUCAUCCUUCUGGUUGAGACUCGGCUCAGUGAGUCAAGCUGCGCGGAACAAGAGACGCAGAGAUCGACCUCGGACGAGAGUUCAAGUAUUCGACUCGCGGCUCGGAAUUUGCUCAAGCGGUAUCACGACAUAGACUACGAUAGUUUUGUCGGGCUGAUGGGUCGCAGGAGCGCAGAUGCUGCUGAUGACCAGUCUCAGCGUAAAAGAGAAAUGCACGACAUCUUUGUUGGGCUCAUGGGACGGCGAAACAGUGAGGAUGACGCUGAACGUCCCUUGAGGAAAGACUACCCAGAGACACGUGGCCUGUUCUUUAACAAGUGCAGACUGAGGUUUCGUCGUGGGUUAUAGGCAAAACUCCUCCGAAUCAGCUGUGCCAUUCUCACAGGAUUAGCUCCUUUUCAUGACACACUUGCAAAAAAAAAAAGAAAAAAAGAAAAAGAAGUCAAAUAACCACACAAUAGCAAUUAAUUUUCAUUAAAUUACACUGGUCAAAGGAUGAUGAUUUAUGUUGAA